AUGUCUGAGGAUAUCUAUGCCAUGCCAGACCUCUCCAAAAAAGUGAGAUUUCAGACAGGGGAGAAGGCAGACGGUAAUGCAGAUGUCUACGAAAUCACAGACGAUGUGAACAUUUAUGACAACUACUUGCAACAGGGGAGUACGCCGCUAGAACUUCAGGACAGCACCACUGAGGAGCCACAGAAAGCCAUUUCAGUCAAUGUACCUUCAGGAGGGAGGAAUCUUCUCAGACCUGCCGCAAUGUUUCUGCUGCUCCUGUGCCUUCUCUUCCUGGCCGGAGUCGUUGUCCUGGUUGUCCUUUUGAUUCAAGACAAAGGCCUCAUUGCCGACCUAACCAGAGCGAGAGAUGAACUACAGACAAGUAAUGGUGACAUGAAAAGCCUCAAUGACAACCUGACCCAGAAGACAGACCAGCUGGAGAAAGAAAAUUCUCAUUUGAAGGCCGUUGAAAGCAACCUCACUACAGAGAUAGACGAAUUAAAACAGCAGCAAGAGCGCUCAUGCAGUCCUUACUGGAUAAGGUUUGGCAACAGUUGUUAUUUCCUUUCCAAAUCGAAAAAAAAAUGGAAAGAGAGCAAGAGCUUCUGUGAAGAUCUGAGUGCUCAGCUGGUGAUCAUAUCUAGCGAACAGGAGCAGAUUUUUACCUUCUCAUUCCACGGGAUCUUCUGGAUUGGUGUGACUGAUGAGGAGGAGGAAGGGGUCUGGAAAUGGGUGAAUGAAUCGGUGGCAAUGAAAACGUAUUGGGGAGAAGGGCAGCCGGAUAAUUAUGGAGACUCAGAAAACUGUGCUACACUUGGAGACUUUGGAAGCUUAGAAAGCUGGAAUGAUAUAGGAUGCGACACUAAAAAUUACGCCCUCUGUGAGAAAAUACUUGAGUGAAAUAAAAAACGUUGUUACAAUCCUGGA
This is a messenger RNA of Limanda limanda (common dab), 906 nucleotides long. RefSeq names its product CD209 antigen-like protein E. The coding region runs from base 1 to 879 and encodes 292 amino acids. NCBI's taxonomy places the organism in Eukaryota, Metazoa, Chordata, Actinopteri, Pleuronectiformes, Pleuronectidae. The transcript has 6 exons. The record is from RefSeq and is a predicted model, not a curated record.